This is a messenger RNA of Durusdinium trenchii, 309 nucleotides long. The record is from the annotation of a GenBank genome assembly. Lineage: Eukaryota; Dinophyceae; Suessiales; Symbiodiniaceae.
AUGAGGGUCACGAGGUGGAGAUCCCUCCUCGUGGGAUCCGGCGGGCUUUUGCCCGGAGCAUUGCGAGACACCGGCGAGGUGGAUCGUGGCUUGAAAGCUGGACAUGGCGAUGAGGUGAUCAAGAUCCUGGAGCUCUUGCAACGCUUGGGUGAAGUGAUCGGCCUUCGUUUUCUGGUGCAGCAGCAGCUCGAAGGUGAGCGGUUGCGCUUGUGGCUUCAGCCUCCAUCCAGUGUGGGGGAAGCCAUGGAGCGCUUCUUCUUGCUUUAUGUCCAGGCACGCAAGCUGCGUCGGAGUGGCCGUGAGGGCUGA